CCGGCCUGCGCGGCGGCGCGCCCUGCAGUCCCCGAGAGAGCGAGCCGAGAGCGGAGGACGAGCGCGCCCCUUCCCUUAGCGCGCGAUGCUGGCCUGGAAGGCGCUCAGCCUGGCCCUGAGCCUGCGGCUGGCGCUGGCGCGGAGCGGCGCCGAACGUGGCGCCCCAGCCUCAGCCCCCCAGGGGGACCUGCUGUUUCUGUUGGACAGCUCUGCCAGCGUGUCUCAUUAUGAGUUUUCCCGAGUUCGGGAGUUUUUGGGGCAGCUGGUGGCCCUGCUGCCCCUGGGCCCCGGGGCUCUGCGUGCCAGCCUGGUACAUGUGGGCAGCCGCCCGUACACCGAGUUCCCCUUCGGCCAGCACAGCUCAGGUGAGGCUGUCCAGGAUGCCAUACGGGCUGCAGCUCAGCGCAUGGGCGACACCAACACUGGCCUGGCGCUGGCUUACGCCAAGGAGCAGCUGUUUGCAGAGGUGGCAGGGGCCCGGCCAGGGGUGCCCAAAGUGCUGGUGUGGGUGACAGACGGCGGCUCCAGCGACCCCGUGGGGCCCCCCAUGCAGGAGCUGAAGGACCUGGGUGUCACUGUCUUCAUCGUCAGUACUGGCCGUGGCAACCUCCUGGAGCUGUCAGCUGCUGCCUCGGCCCCUCCUGAGAAGCACCUGCAGUUUGUGGAUGUCGAUGACCUGCACAUCAUUGCCCAGGAGCUGACGGGAUCCAUUCUUGAGGCCAUGCGGCCACAGCAGCUCCGUGCCUCCGAGGUCACGUCCAGCGGCUUCCGCCUGACCUGGCCGCCCCUGCUGACCCAAGGCUCUGGCUACUACGUGUUGGAGCUGGCACCCAGCGCGGAGCCAGGGACUGUGCGUCGCCAGCAACUACCCGGGAACGCCACGGGCUGGGCCUGGGUCGACCUCGCCCCUGACACGGACUACGAUGUGGCUCUGGUGCCCGAGUCAAACGUGCGCCUGGUGAGGCCGCAGUACCUGCGGGUGCACACGCUGCCGGAGGAGGCCGGGCCAGAGCGCAUCGUCAUCUCGCACGCCCGGCCGCGCAGCCUGCGGGUGACCUGGGCCCCGGCGCUGGGCCCCGCCGCGGUGCUGGGCUAUCACGUGCAGGUCGGGCCGCUUCUGGGCGGCGAGGCGCAGCGCCUGGAGGUGCCCGCGGGUCGCAACAGCACCACCCUGCAGGGCCUGGCGCCCGGUACCGCCUACCUGGUGACCGUCACGGCGGCCUUCCGUUCGGGCCGCGAGAGGGCGCUGUCUGCCAAGGCCUGCACGCCGGACGGCGAGCGCAGCCGCGCCCCGCGCCCGCUGCCGCCGGGGGCCGGGGGCCGGGAGCAGUGAGCCGGCCGCGCCGCCCCACACCGAGGGCCCCCUUCUCCCGAACCCGGCGGGGGAGGUGCCCACCGCCGAAACCAGGGCCUGCCCCGCGGCGAUUCCGCCCGAACCCCCACCACCACCACCAGAACUCUUCUGCGGCGGAAGGUCCGCCCUGCCCGGGCGGCUGCCUGCUAGGACGCAGGCCUCACCUGACUCCCCCGCCUGACCCUCUGGGCCUGACCCUCUGCUGCCGCUGUGGCCGCAGCUCGUGCCAUCGCGACCCCCUGCCCUACCUGGGCCAAGAGCUGGGCACAUGGCGCUGUCCUUUGGGCAAGAUUUAGCAGGAAGGUGGACAGGGGAUCCGAGGCAGCCUGAGAACCUCAGAUCCAGGACUGGCCUGAGCCCAGGACAGGAGGCAGCUGAGCAGAGCGGCUAGACCUCUCACUGUGUGAAGGACCAGACCCUCUGGUGGCAAGGGCUGGCAUUGGGUUGAGAGGGCUUGGUCCAGCUGAUGGUUCUGAGUCCCUGCGGCCACUCAGAUCCUAGAUGUUGGUAGAAGGUGGAUGAGGGGGGCAAGGAGCUGCCUCUGGCCAGGGUCCAAAGUCUUCCCACAAGGGGACAGGAUCUGUAAAACGGCAGGGAAGGAGGAGUGGUGGCAGGUUGAUGGUGUGGUUACCGGGGGUGUUUAGUUGGCCUGAGGGUAGUGCCUGCUGGGGACAGUGGCCUUGCCUUCCUGCCGCAGGACAGCCACCGGGAUGCAGAUGACACCUUUCUGGAGACAGGAGGGCUCUUUGCUCCCAGCACCCCAAGGGAGUGCUGCUUCUGAGUGGGCAGCUUCCACAGAUGUGGUUCCCCUGGGUGGGUUCACCCCAGCGAUUCUCUGCGGCAUCUUCUUACCCCACCUCCUGUCAUGACUAUUAUCCUGGGGCCACCCGGCAAGUCCUGAGAGCAGAACCCGGUGUCCCUCGGUCCCACCAAGGCAUGUACUCCUCUGUCUGCACCACUCAGUGCUCACUUUGCCUCCUCCCCACUAACAUCCAGACUUUAAAAUACAGUAAAUUAGAUGUAAACUGA
Molecule: messenger RNA, 2383 nt
Organism: Canis lupus familiaris (dog)
Lineage: Eukaryota; Metazoa; Chordata; Mammalia; Carnivora; Canidae
Gene: VWA1
Product: von Willebrand factor A domain containing 1
Exons: 4
Coding region: 86-1333 (415 amino acids)
Molecular function (GO): protein binding
Source: RefSeq, a predicted model, not a curated record